UCAGAAGUCGAACCGAAAAGACGUCUUGAAUUUGUUAUUUUCUUUUUUUUUUUGAACACACACGUUACUCACACACUUCGUCUCGUACGUGUCUGCAGCAGAGCAGAGCAGAGCAGCGGGAGCUGCACACACAAAUUAGAUAAAAAAAAAAAACACAAUCGAGACUCUACUCAAAGUCUUGCGCUGCGGCUGCGCUCAGAACUCGUGUGCGCGUCAACGUGAAAGCAUCUGCGGCGCGCUCCGAAAAUACAUUAAAAUAAAAUAAACAAACACAAUAUAAAUAAAAUACAAAAAUAUACAAACACUUAACGGUGCAUAUAUUUUUUUUUUCUUGGAUACUUAAUACAAUUACUUCAAAUAUUUAUUUUAAUUUUUUUUUUUGUAAAACAACAAUUUCAAAACCAAAGAGAAAAAGUGUAUCAAAAAGUGCAACUAAAUUAAUGAAAUUAAAUAAAUAAUUAAACAACCAAGUGACUUCAAGUGACCAAGUGAAACCACAACAACAACAGCAACAAGAGAUACAACAACAACUGUAGCAGCAACAACAACAAUUUUAACAACUACAGCAACAACUACCAAAAAAAAACACGGCUACCAAAAAUUCGAAUGCCGCCGCCAAAUUGUUCAAAUAACCAAAAACAAAACAAAGCCGUUAACGAUCUCAAUUAGCCAAGUUUUAGCAGCCAAGUUCAUAAGUAAAGCAAAACAAAGCAGCAAAGAUGCUGGCCACACAACAACAACAACAGCAACAACACACAGCGACAGCAGCAACAGUUGCUGCCGCAGCAGCAGCAGCAGCAGCUGCAACAGUUGCCCACAGCGAUGAUGGGCAUAGCUUUGAUGGAGAGCGACAGCGACGUGAUUCGACAACAUCGGAAUCAUCGCUGGAGCAUCUCGAUUUGGGACGCACACCAAAGAAGCUCAGCAGCAGCAGCGGAGCGCCGCAGCCGACGUCGACGCCACACGAGACGUCAAUGUCGACGGCGACGUCAUCACGCAAACGCAAACUGCGACAGCAACAACAACAACAACAACAGCAGCAACAGCAACAAAUGUCCGAUGAAGAGCAAGAACAACAUCAGCAGCAGCAGUUGGAGACAACAGCGCAGCGACUGCGACACAAGCAGCGACGCAACGUCGCAGCCAGCGCCAGCAUCGUUGUCGAUUACAGCGCCAGCGGCGAUGCGAGUUCGCUGCGCAAAAAGUUUCGUCUCAAUCGCAGCAGCAGCAGCGCAGCCGCCAAUGGCGAUCUCUCCGAAUCGGGCUUCGUCGAUGGCAGCAGCGCCAACAGCGGCUAUUUGCUCAGCAGCAGCAGCGGCAGCGGAAGUAGCAGCGCAGUCGCUGCCGCCGCCGCCGCAGCAGCAGCCGCUGCAGUUGCAGCGCAGCAGCAGAUGUCGUCGAGCAGUUCGGGCGGUUCAUCGCCUCAAGGCGGACUGAGCUUGUCGAGUGCCGAGUCCGGCAUCGGAGCUGGCGAUGAGCACAUGAAAUACUUGUGCCCCAUCUGCGAGGUUGUUUCGGCCACGCCCCACGAAUUCACCAAUCACAUACGCUGCCACAACUAUGCCAACGGCGACACCGAGAACUUCACCUGCCGCAUCUGCUCAAAGGUGCUGUCGUCGGCCUCGUCGCUGGAUCGUCACGUGCUGGUGCACACUGGGGAGCGACCCUUCAACUGCCGCUAUUGCCACCUGACAUUCACAACGAACGGCAACAUGCAUCGUCACAUGCGCACGCACAAACAGCAUCAGCAACAGUCGCAGUCACAGUCGCAGUCACAGUCACAGCAGCAGCAACAGUCACAGCAACAGCCAUCCGCACAGCAGCAGCAACAGUUGCACUCACAGCAGCAGCCACAUCAGCGACGUCAGCAACAUGCGGCAACAGCUGCAAGUGGAGCGCAGAUGUCUGCGACAUCAGCGGGACGAGCGGAGAGCUAUGAAAGCGAUGCCAGCUGCUCGACGGAUGUUUCGAGUGCAGCGAGUCACAGCAGCAGCAACAACAGCAGCCACAGCAGCCAACGUUCCCUCCACAACAACAACAAUAACAGCAAGUUGAACAACAACAAUGAGUUAGACUUGGAGUUGGACAACAAACAGCGACGCCACAAGCUCAUCAACAUCAUCAACAACAACAACAACAUUGCCGAAGAUCAAGAUGAAGCGAUGGAGCAACCACAGCUGAAAUCCGAAGCCGAACACGAUGAGGAUGAAGAUGAGAAUGUGGACAGCGAAUCGGAAGUGACACAAGUCAUCACAAGCACUCCCGAUGUGGCCACAUUGCUGGCGAGUUCCUCCCGAUCGGGGGGCACAACACCGACGCAGUUGCUCAGUUGUCCCGCCUGUGCGGCGGAUGAUUUCGAAUCGUUGCCUGCACUCUGCCAGCAUCUGGAUGCCCAGCAUGCGGAUAUACCGGCGAAAUGUCGCGAAUGUGAUGUGAUCUUUGGCAGCCAUCGUCAGCUGCAAACGCACAGCUGUCGCAUGCAAAUGUUGCCGCUGCUCGGUGCCAGCUCAUCCCCGUUGCACAAGCAGGAACACGACGACGACGACGUCGGAGAUGAGGACGUUGACGAUGAGGAAGCUGCUCACGAUGACGACGAUGAUGCGGAGGCAACAGCGCAGCGACACAGCGAACGCAAUGACUUCUUUCAGCAACUGUAUCUCAAGGGUAAAUCCUCAGCAUUGGCACAACAACAACAACAGCCGUCGUUGCCCUCCCCGAUCAAACACGAACCCCCGGCGAAUGCGAAUGAUAGUCGACAGGAUUUGGCGGACAUUCAAAGCAUACUGAACAUGACCAGCUCCAGUUGCACCUCGAGUUUUCUGCGCAACUUUGAGCAAUCGGUGAACACUCCCUGCUCCAGUCAAUACAGCCUGGAUGGUCGGGAUGGUGAUGAGGAGGCGCAGGAUGCAUUCACCAGCGAAUUCCGACGCAUGAAACUUCGCGGCGAAUUCCCCUGCAAGCUCUGCACCGCUGUUUUCCCCAAUCUUCGUGCGCUCAAAGGUCACAAUCGUGUCCAUCUCGCUGCCGUGGGUCCUGCAGGUCCGUUCCGUUGCAACAUGUGUCCCUAUGCGGUGUGCGAUAAAGCAGCUCUGGUGCGUCACAUGCGCACCCACAAUGGGGAUCGUCCGUAUGAGUGCGCCGUGUGCAAUUAUGCGUUCACCACGAAGGCGAAUUGUGAGCGGCAUUUGCGCAAUCGUCAUGGUAAAACGAGUCGCGAGGAGGUGAAGCGUGCCAUACUCUAUCAUCCCGCCGAGGAUGCCAGCUGCGAGGAUGCCAAGUCCUCCGGACAACAGGAGCUCGCUGAGCUCAGCUAUCGCUCGGCAACGCCGCCGCUAACAACGACAUCGGAGUCAACGAGCUCCCAGCUGAAGCACAUGUUACUCUCGGCCGAAGCACCCAAGAUACAGGUGAAGAGUCUCGAUCAGUUGGUGGAGAAGCCAACGGCAGCCAUGGAUCUCAACAUGGAUGUGCUCGAUCUGAGCAAGAAGCCAACGUUGGCUCAGGAGUUGCUCGAGCAGCGCGAACGUGAACGGGAGAGGGAACGGGAGCGAGAACGUGAACGGGAGCGUGAGCGUGAACACGAAUUGCUGCUGCAACAGCAGCAACAGCAACAACAACAGCAGCAGCAGCAACAACUCUUUGGCGCCGGUGAAGCAGCCACACAGUAUAUGCAGCAAUUGUUUAGGAAUCUCAUGUUCCAGCAAUCCCCGGGAUUUCCCUUCUUCGGUUUCAUGGCGCCGCCUAACGCAGCAGCAGCAGCCGCAGCUGCAGCCACACCUGAUAAGUCUAGCUCCACAACAGCAGCAGCAGCCACAACUGGCACGCCCCUUGGACUGCCACUCCCCCUACCAAAUGUGGGCGUUCCGGUGCCAGCCGGCGGACCCGUCAAGAUGGUCAUCAAGAACGGAGUGCUGAUGCCCAAGCAGAAGCAGCGUCGCUAUCGCACCGAACGUCCCUUUGCCUGCGAGCAUUGCUCGGCGCGUUUUACGCUCCGAUCCAACAUGGAGCGUCAUGUGAAGCAACAGCAUCCGCAGUUCUACGCUCAGCGUCAGCGCAGCGGACAUCAUGUGAUGCGCGGACGUGCCGCGUCCUCAAGUGCCGCAGCCGCAGCAGCAGCAGCAGCGGCGGCAGCAGCAGCCGCAGCAGCCAUGUCCAAUCUAAGUCAACAGCAGCAGCAGCAACAACAUUCGCAUCAUCCACAUCAUCCGCACAUCUCGGAUCAAGUGAAGUACGCGAUACUCGCACAGCAGCUGAAGGCGCGCAAGGACACGGAUCUGUUGCAGCAGGCGCUCGCUCAUGGCUCCAGCAGCGUGGUUGGUGGUGUUGCCAACGCCAGCAAUCCGCUGUUGCACUUUGGCUACAAAGCUGCGAGCAGCAAUGGUCAGAGCAAUGGACAUCAUGCUGCGACGCUCAACGAUGACGAUGAACCGCCGAAGUUGAUCAUCGACGAGGACGAUGAGGAUGAGUUCGAUGAGGUGGAGGAUGAGGAUGAUGAGGACGAUGUCGAGGAGGAGUUAGAUGAGCAGGAGCAACAGCCACAGCCACCGCAACAACAGCUGGAGGAUCAGGCUGAAUCCGAGCUCAUCGAGGAGUCGACGCAACCCCGCAGCUCCACGCCCAUUGAGGCAGCCAAAAAGGUGGCCGAGACCAUACUCGAGCAGGCCAUCAAGGCAGGCAAAUCCGACACAGCGGCGCUUUCCAAGACUCCAGUCUCUGCUACUCCCACCCCCUCAACACCUCCCGCACCGCAUUCAAUGAAAACCCUAAUAGCCCAAGCCGAGUCUGUGGCCAAAUCGUUGAAGGAAGUGGCCAGCUCUCCGUUCAAGGAUGAAUCUCAGGAUCUGGUGCCGGUGUCGAAGCUAGUCGAUAAUGCCACCAGCAAUCAGGUGUCGUUCAACAGCUACUUUCGUCCCAGCGAUGUGGCCAAUCACAUGGAGCAGAGCGAUGAGGAGGGUUUAGUUGCCUCCGGUAGCGCCUCCGAAAGCAACAAUUCCGGCACCGAAGAUGUGACCAGCAGCAGCAGCAAUGAACCGAAAAAGAAGUCCGCCUACAGCUUGGCUCCGAAUCGUGUCAGUUGCCCGUAUUGCCAACGCAUGUUCCCCUGGAGCAGCUCGUUGCGACGCCACAUUCUCACACACACCGGCCAGAAGCCGUUCAAGUGCUCGCAUUGUCCGCUGCUCUUCACCACCAAGAGCAACUGUGAUCGCCAUCUGUUGCGCAAGCACGGCAACGUCGAGUCAGCAAUGAGCGUCUACGUCCCCACCGAGGAUGUCAGCGAACCGAUACCGGUGCCCAAGUCCGUUGAGGAGAUCGAAUUGGAGGAGCAGCGACGUCGCAAGGCUGCCGAAAUCGAGUUGGAACGUGAACGUGAACGCGAGCGGGAAUUGGAACGUGAACGGGAACGGGAACGCGAACGCGAAAGGGAGCGUGAACAGGAACUGGAGCGUGAACGGGAGCGACGUCAACUGGAGCAGGAGCGUGAACAGCAGCAGCUAAUACAACAGCUGGCAGCAGCAGCUCAGCUCAGUCAACAAAUGGCCGCAGCGGCAGCAGCAGCCGCCGUCCUCAAUGGGGAGAAUGCCAGCUCAACUGCUGCUGCUCCGGGUGCAGGCGAGGCACAAGGCAGCGAUUUGCCCUACAAGUGUCAUCUGUGCGAAUAUUCGUUUGCGGAGCGUUUGCAGUGCUUGGAUCAUAUCAAGCAGCAGCAUGCACAGGAAUUUGCUCUGCUCCUCGCCAAGGGCGCCAUCGAAACGGAAAGCGGAGACCAACAACAGCAACAGCAGCUGCCUCCACCUCCUGCUCCCGCUUCCGAUGAGGAAAACAGCACCACAAAUCCGUCGUCACGCAACAAAUAUCCCGACUACAGCAACCGCAAGGUGAUCUGCGCCUUUUGCGUCCGUCGCUUCUGGUCCACCGAGGAUCUGCGUCGUCAUAUGCGAACCCACUCCGGGGAGCGUCCGUUUCAGUGUGACAUCUGCCUGCGCAAGUUCACGCUGAAGCACAGCAUGUUGCGGCACAUGAAGAAGCACAGCGGACGCAGUCACAACGGCGAACAGGGACAAUCCGAUUGUUCCGAUGAUGAGCAGAGCGCUUUGAAUAGUCCGCCCAGCACUCCUACACCCACGCAUAACAACAACAACAACAAUAACAACAACACCAGUAACAACAACAACAACAACAACACUUGCCACAACAACAACAAUAAUAACAAGCAGAGCUUGCGUCUGCCCAAGUUGCAUGAGCUCCUGGACAAGGCAAACGAAUGGCGCGAAAGUCAUCUCGGUGAGCACAAGGAAAACAUCGGCGAGGCCAGUAAACCUUCCUCUGCUGCCACUGCAGCUGCAGCUGCGGCUGCUGCCGCCGCGGCGGCUGUGGCCAGCGGUGAUCUGAUUGGCAAUCUGCUGGGCAUCAGCGAUCAGGGCAUUCUCAACAAGUUGCUCUCCUCCGCUGACGAAGCAGCCAAGCUUCUGGGCGUCGACAAGUAAGCGGAAGAAGGGUGCAAGCGAUGACCGCUAGGUUAAACUAACCCCACAAAACGUUGCCAGAUACAACAUAUACCAACAAUAUAUACUAAAAAAAAAAGAAGAAAACUAACACCACACCCAGCUCAGUAGUCUAUAAAGAAAAACCCCACACACUAUAGUCAAGUCGAAAAAGGUGCUUCGGUCUGGCCGAAUGAUGGUUAUGCCCUUGCAGUUGCGCACAGACAGAGUUAUUGAGUUAGGAACUAUUAGCCAAAAGCUAUACCAAAUUUCAACUCGCUAACUCAAGUGACAGCUGAGUUUCUUGAGUUAGGAGUUGUUAGUAAAAGCUGUAUAGCAAAUUUCAGCUCGCUACCUCAACGGGCAGCUGAGUUCCUUGAGUUAGCAAAGAGGAAUACCAAAUUUCAGCUGCUAGUUGAACGGACAGCCAAGUUCCUUGAGUUAGGAAGCGCUGCAAAGCCAGUUCCAUUCGUCUAGCUCAAUGGGAAGCUGAGUUCCUUGAGUUAGGAGCUGUUAGCAAAAGCUACUUCAGCUCGCUAGCUCAACAGGCAUCUGAGUUCCUUGAGUUAGGAAGCGCUGCAAGGGUUCUAACAGUAUGUUCCAACAUUGGAGCAUUGCAAAACUUUGAACUGUAUGCGAAAAACACACAGAAUGUUUGUAAUUUUCGCCCCCGUAUACAUAUACCAAAGCCUAAAUAGUUUUUUGCUAAAGCAUAAAAAAAACAACAGAAAAAGAAAACUGUUAUAAUAACUAUUAUUAAAUUGAUUAUUAUUAUUAUAAUUUUUUUUACAAUUAUAUAAUUUUUUUUUUUUGGUUUUUGCUAGCAGAAUUAAGCGAAAGUUUUGUGUGCGGUACAACCGAAACUGAAACAGAAACAAAAUGAAAAUGAAAAUGAAACAACAGUCAGUCUCAAUUCCAUUUUCGCAACAAUUUCGCAAUGAAUAUCGCAAAUUGUUGCCAAUCUUGGAAUUGUCAAAUAAUUAAGGAAAAAUCUGAUAAAUGUCAACGAUUAAUCAAAAUGUGCAUUAAAACGCUCUAAAUUUUAAGUACAAUUUUUUUCAACUAUUUUUUUUUCGCUAGUCUUAAGUUCUGAUUUAGAAGUUAAGAGAAACCAAAAAACAACAACGAAAAAAAAACAUAAAACAAAAAAAAAACAGUAAAAGACUUGAUAGAAAGAGAAAAUAUAAUAAUAAGAGUAAAACUUGUACAAGAAAAUUGCCUUGGUAGUGCUCUAUGUGUUUUACAUACGUAUAUAUAUACUACAUAGAUAUAUAUUUCUAGAUAUAGAUAAUCUGAUUGAUCAUUGGAAAAUGUACAUUUUGAGGCCUUUAACCGCAACGUGGCUUAAUAAUCAUAAUUGAAAAUGCAUGAAAAACGCAUUCCAUAUUAAUUGUAGUCGAUUUAGUCUUAAGUGGCUUUUUUUUACUAUAUAUAUACAACUAUAUUAUACAUACUUAUAUACAAUACUUAUACUAUAUAUAUAUAUACAUUAUUAUGAAUAUUAUUAUUAUAUCAAUUGGGAAAACUCCCUGAAGAAGGUCGAAAUCAUUUGCUGUAGCUUAAAAGAAAAAACACAAAAUUAAAUUUUAAAAUUAUAUAAAUAUAUUAUGCAUACUUAUACACAUAGAAUACAUACACUCAAACACACACACACACACAAUUAUACAUAAUUAUAUAUAUAGAGAGAAAGCAAAAUCAUAUAAAGUAGUCGACAUUUACAGCAAUAACCAAAGCAUUUCACAUUUAAACGAGUUUUAUUCAAAAGCGAAACAAAAACAAACACACACAAAAACCACAUUAUUGAUCAAAUUAAAUUAUAUGUACUUAGCUAUUAUAUGUACUUAAUAAAUUAAUUAAUUAUUUUACGACAAUUUGAAUUAUUACUAUGGAAAAUAAAAUGUAACAGUUGCGA
Drosophila nasuta is the source of this 8394-nucleotide messenger RNA. RefSeq names its product zinc finger protein pebbled (gene peb). The record is from RefSeq and is a predicted model, not a curated record. Bases 720 to 6485 code for a protein of 1921 amino acids. Gene Ontology annotation, molecular function: DNA-binding transcription activator activity, RNA polymerase II-specific; RNA polymerase II cis-regulatory region sequence-specific DNA binding. Gene Ontology annotation, biological process: regulation of transcription by RNA polymerase II. Lineage: Eukaryota; Metazoa; Arthropoda; Insecta; Diptera; Drosophilidae. Gene Ontology annotation, cellular component: nucleus. The transcript is spliced from 3 exons.